Messenger RNA from Brassica napus (rape), 2260 nucleotides. RefSeq lists its product as uncharacterized. The coding region runs from base 702 to 1316 and encodes 204 amino acids. The transcript has 4 exons. Lineage: Eukaryota; Viridiplantae; Streptophyta; Magnoliopsida; Brassicales; Brassicaceae. The record is from RefSeq and is a predicted model, not a curated record.
CGUAGUUUCCGGGAAUUUACUGUUAUCUCCUCUUUUUAAGCAAAGUCUAUGUUGACGUAAUCUUAAAUAUAAAUUUAUAUAUGUAUAUAAUAAAUAAAAGAGACGUGUUGGGAAAAUGGGAAGUAGAUAUCGAGAGGCGCGUGAAAUCCGGGGAGAGUUAAUACAUUGAACCGCUCACCAAUAUUUUUCUUUUUAACAACUACUCACCUAAUCUCUUUUAUAUAAAAGAACAUCCACCUCUCAUUCUUUACUUUUUUUUUUCGUUCAGUUCUAUCGUUCCAACUUCUUCUUUAUUCUUUCUUCUUUGUAGUUUGGUCCGAAGGACUCAUCCACUAGCUUCCGGUGUUAUUUUCCGCCUCCUUAGCCGAUGGUUCUCAUUAUCCGCCUUAGCCGAUGGCCUUAUUCCGCCGCAGCCGAUUGGUAUCCCCUGUCGCCGCAGCCGAUUGGUAUCCUGCCACUGUAUACGGUUGUCCUAUUACACCACCUUAUUAUAUAAGAUUCUCAAAGUUGGGUUGAUACCUUUUGGUAUUCAAAUGGGCUGAUAAAUAUAAAGCUCAUUGGGUAAAAUUAUUGGCCCAUUUGACAUGUGACCCAAUGAAAAUUCUUAUCCAAAGUAUGGCACAACUCAACUCAUCAGUUUAACCUAGUUUCGAUAAUGUCUACUCUCUCUGGCGCUGUAGCCUCAUUAUUCUUAGAUCGCGAUGAGCUCCCAACGAAGACAACGGAGACAGGCUCAGCGAAAGCGGGCUAGGGAACGCUAUCGCAGGAUGAACACUUGGAGAAAGCAGCAGCCUUCUUUUCUCUGCCCUGUGAUGUCUCAGAAGAAAUCAACAUGUUAUGCUAUCGCUUUUGUAAGGCAAUUAGAGUUUCACCUGAAGCUUCACAAUCGAAUGCCACAUGAUCAACAUCCGUCUAUCCAAGACUUCAUCAAUCUUAUUCCCAAGCAUUAUCUAGAUGCUGAUGGGGAACUUAUAGUAGACGCCGCUCGUGUUCUUUCUAUCUUUGUAAAGAAAGGUAUCCUCCUUGAGAGGGAUUGUCCCUUGACCGAACGCAUAGAUGGUACCGUGUCUGAAGAGACUAAGGAUUGUACUAGGUACUAUGCUAAGAAAGUUACCAAGCACAUGUUGCAUCCUGGCCGAAGUAGAAUGGCGACUCAAAAGAAGUAUGAAUUAUUUCAUGCCGACCUUAUUGAAAAGUUGAAGGGUGGAGUUGUUGCUGUUGGCGUAUCUGUUUAUCCAAGCUACUCCAAUCUGAAACAUAAGCAAAUUUAUUAUCCCACUAAGGAUGAAUUGGCUGGCAACACUGAACACAUGUAAUGGUGUGCACUGCUCAUGACUAUGAUAAUAUGAGGCGUUUGGUUUAUGAGUUCCAAGAAUCGGCUGGUGCGGAUGUUUGUGAUGAAGGCUUCCUAAGGAUUUAUGCUGAUCAGGUUAAUUAUUUUGUUGAGAUGGAGGUUGAGAUGGACGACUGAGGUGAUACUCUAUUUGUUCCUUUUCAGUUCUGAUUGUUGUCCUGGUUCUGUAUUCUGCAUUGUUUCUUUACUGAUUCCAUCUUGUCAUUCUCUACUGUUCGAUUACUUUUCUCUCACUGUAACUCUACUGCUUAGUAGUUCUCCGGGCUGAGAUUGAGGUUAAUUAGUAGUUCUCUUGUUCUCUUUCUGUAACUCUACUGUUCUCUGACUGUAACUGUCUUUGUUAUGGUUCACGUUUUUUCAGUUCUCGUUGUGGUUUGUUGCCAAGUUCCUGUUUACGUUUUUUCCACUGUCUCGUUGUUGUUUUGAUUUUUGUUUGCUCUUCUGUUUCUAUUAUUACUGUUUUCUCACUGUAACUCUACCGCUCUCUGUUAAUUAGUAGUUCUCCUGUGUUUGUUUAGCGAUGCUGUUAAAUCUUGUUUGCUGUGUAUGCCGUCUUGUUUGUCAUGUCAUUUUCUUGUGCUGUUGUUCCUCUAUGUUCUAUAUCUGUUUUCCUUUUCGUUCUGUUGCUGAUUUGAUUACUGAUAUAAAUUGUUAAUUUGAAUUGUGCAGGAUGAGUGUCUACUGCUAUAUCAAGAGGAACCUUGAAGUAUUUUUGUUAAUAGAGGUCAACGUUGUUGUUACCGACCGUUUAUUAAUUGUCCCUUUUUUUGGAACUUCCUAGGCCUUAAACUUUUUAUUUCUGUUUUCGAACCUGUCUAUCUUUUGCGGAGUAUUAAAACCAAAUUAGUUAUCUCUGUCGAAACAUUUUUUACCAGUUAAUAGCUACAGUUGGGAAUUUUUUGCUUA